CGAUCCACCUGGUACGAGGUAACGAUUUUCUCUGGAGCUAAAUUAUAAAGUAUACUUUGAGAAUGGUGCGAAGUGGUUACCACCAGCUGCAUGUCAACAGAAGGAGAUUGCAGAGUUUUGAUGACCUGAGUUUAGAUAUUUAUUUGCAAAUAUUUACAACUCCUUCGCAAAACGCGCUUGAAUUGGACCUUUGGUUUUAAACAACUUUAGAACGCCCUCAGCACCUCUCUCUCUCUCGGAUAGCAAAUGCUGCACUUGGCUUCUGAACAGCGAGGCUGUAAACCAUAGUGAGCUGGUCGAUAUUCAUCUCCACGAGAGGCAGAGCUGAGCCGGGAGAAACAGCAGCGGCAGCAGCAACAAAACAAAACCAGCAACAGAAACGCUCCUGCUUUUCUCCAAAAAAAAACACCCAAGAGCUUCUCGUUUUACUUCAUCUGGUCCGGGAGGACAGAACUUAGAACUUGCACCGGGGGCUCGGCAGCAUUGGAGGGGCCAUUCCGGACAACUUGCUGGCCUGUCUCCCUGCCCCCCCCCCCCCCCCCAACCCCUCACCAAACCCCAACCUCCUCCUUCAAUUCUGGUGCUUUUCGAGCUUUUUUUUAAUUUUAAACCCUCUCUCGAGGGUUCUGUUUUUAAUGCCUCCUCUUUUUGGCUGGUUUGCUUCUUCGUUUCGCUUCCAGAGCGGCGGCAGCUGAAUGUCAGUCCAGCCAGUUUAACAGAGGGAUCGCUACGCGGUGACAACGAAGCUGAAGGCAAGCAGGGGGAAAAAAAAAGUCUUUCUCCUCCCCGCUGUGUCUCUCUCUCUCUCUCCAUGCAACGCGCCGUUCAGAGAAGUUUUACUCACUGAGAACCAUCCGUGCAAAGAGGCUGGGGGGGCGAGAGAGUGAAGGACCUCUGUCCGAACAGGGACAACCGAAUCGAAAGAGAGAGGGAGAGAGAGAAGACAACAGGACUAGGGACUUUGUGAGUGUCGGGAACAUCCAGAAACAGACUGCAAAGAAAAGCAAUGACUACAGAGUUGGCCAUUAAUGCAGAGUUGCCUACUAGCCCGCUAGCCAUGGAGUAUGUCAAUGACUUUGAUCUGAUGAAAUUCGACGUGAAGAAGGAGCCCUUGGGAACUGACCGCUCCGGGAGACACUGCAACCGGUUACAGCCCGCGGGCUCGGUCUCGUCCACCCCUAUCAGCACGCCGUGUAGCUCGGUGCCUUCCUCCCCCAGCUUCAGCCCCACCGAGCAGAAGACCCACCUGGAAGACUUGUACUGGAUGACGGCCAACUACCAACAGCUGAACCCGGAGGCGCUGAACUUCAGUCCGGAGGACGCGGUGGAGGCUCUGAUCGGGAACGCUCACGCUGUCCAGUUGCAGCAGCAGCAGCAGCAGCAGCAGCAGCAGGCGGCCUAUGAUGGCUUUCGGGGUCACCAUCACCACCAUCACCACCAUCACCAGUACCCAGGUGUGAGCCCGGACGAGCUAGGUAACGGUGCCCACCAUCCACACCACCACCACGGGCAUCACCACCACCACCAGCAGCAGCAGCAGCAGCAGCAGCAGCAACACGGCUCUCCAGCGUCGGGCACCUCAUCUCCCUCGCAGCAAAUCCAGAGCUCCCCCCAUCACCCGGGCCUGCACGCCGAGGACAGGUUCUCGGACGAGCAGCUGGUCAGCAUGUCGGUGCGGGAGCUGAACCGGCACCUCCGGGGUUUCUCCAAGGACGACGUGAUCCGCCUGAAGCAGAAACGCCGGACCCUGAAGAACCGCGGCUACGCGCAGUCCUGUCGCUACAAGCGGGUGCAGCAGAAGCACCUGCUGGAGAACGAGAAGACCCAGCUCAUCCAGCAGGUCGAGCAGCUCAAGCAAGAGGUAGCCAGGCUGAUGAGGGAGCGAGACGCCUACAAACUCAAGUGCGAGAAACUCGCCAGCAAUGGCUUCAGAGAGGCUGGGUCCACCAGCGACAACCCGCCGUCGCCAGAUUUCUUCAUGUGAGUCCCCUAACGCCUGCCAUCCUCCAUCUAUAACACCCCAUCCAUAUGCCUGCUUGAGAAUUGUUAGAGAGAGCGAGAGCGAGCGAGCGAGAGAGUUACUUAUCUACAACAUUGCCCAUCCAUGUAUUGCCUGUGUUGGUUUUAUAUAUAUAUAGAGAGAGAAAAAAUAGAAAACCUGCAUUUAAAACACACACACACACACGCAUACACAAAUUAAUCCUGCAUGCUGGACAUGUAUGGUAAUAUUUUCUAUUUUGUACCAGUUUACUUUCCUCGGCAUGGCGUUGUUCUUAGCUUGUGUAUUUGAAAGAAGUUAUCACAGAAUAGUUGAACUUUUUACUGUCUGUGCAGUCCUCGGUUUUUUUAGCUGACGAAUAUAACAGCUUGUAAAUAAAUGCAGCAAGAACUGUGUCCAUAUGCACUGAACAAUUUCAGCAGGCUGUGUUUUUUUUAAAUGAAUCUUUUUUUCGGGGGGGGGGGGGAGGGGGGNNGGGGGGGGAGGGGAGGAAAGUUGUGGGCAAUUUUCCGCUUUAACAGAAACCAACAUUGUAACUUCUGCGCAUCUUCAUUCUUUGUUUCGGUUACUUUAUUUCCCUCGUUGUUUUGUUUGCUGCAGUUUUUGUUUUAAAAAAAGGAAAUGGACAGAUAUGAAUAUAUACCACACAAUUAGCAACAGUCUUUCCUUGUGCCAUUAACGUGUUAAUUUUACCUGGCGCUCUGAACAUGGGCGGUGAUUGCUUCAGAAUUUAGCUGAUUUAAGACUAUGACACUUUUUUAAAAUUAGUUUUUUUUUGGAUACUCCAAUUGUAAACUGUUCGUCACACAGUAGGAAGCUGUAUUUGUUUUAUAAAUGCGGUUAAUUUCCUAAAUCCCUGCCAAAUCUGGAGACAGAAAGAGAAAGGUCAAGUUUUGGGUUCUGUAUGUUGUAAAUCCAAUGCUUGCUAACAAAUAUACAGUCACUGUAGUGAGAAUGUUUUAAAGUUUUUUUUUAAGAAAUCUGAAAUUGAAACUAUUUUUUAUUACUGACAGUGUACGAAGGCUCCAUUAGCCAAGCUGGUCGGCUAAAGCCUUCUUUACACCAAAGUGAUGCUUGAUUAAUGUACUCUCUUUAAUUCUCGAUAGUAUGCAUUCUUUUUCUGUGUGCAAGAUCAGUGUGUAAGAAGCACUGAUACAGUGUGACCAAAUUGAAAACUCUCUUUGUAAACCGCGCACUGCUGAGCGGAUGCAAAACGGCGUCUGACCUAAGUGAGUUUUUUUUAAAAAAAAAUGAAUAAAAUCUGUUAAGUUAACAUGAAUAUAACUGGACGGCUUGAAAACAUUUGUGCGUCUUUACUUUUUAAAUAUUGUUAAAGCAUGAUUAUUUUUCUCCAGUCGAGAAGAGAGAAAUAAAACAUUGAUUGUAGUGAUUGAAACGACCUCAUGCAGAUUCAUUAACUGCUCACAAAAAUUGCUCCCAUAAAUUCUGAAGAGAUCAUAAGCAGACAGCUUAUGGGAAUGACGAUGCCUUUCAAUUAUCUGUUCCGAUCUGGAGUAUGGUGGUGUUAUCCAAAAAAAAAGAGAUGGUUUCUGUCUUUUCUCUUUUGUUCUGUGAAGACUGUUUUUUUUUCUAUUAUAUGCUUAUUAAAGUCAUUCAAAUGGCAUUUAUUUUGA
This is a messenger RNA of Chiloscyllium plagiosum (whitespotted bambooshark), 3633 nucleotides long. RefSeq names its product transcription factor MafB-like. Gene Ontology annotation, cellular component: nucleus. Gene Ontology annotation, biological process: regulation of transcription by RNA polymerase II; regulation of myeloid cell differentiation. Lineage: Eukaryota; Metazoa; Chordata; Chondrichthyes; Orectolobiformes; Hemiscylliidae. The record is from RefSeq and is a predicted model, not a curated record. Gene Ontology annotation, molecular function: DNA-binding transcription factor activity, RNA polymerase II-specific; RNA polymerase II cis-regulatory region sequence-specific DNA binding.